GAUCUCUCGAUAAGCCACCUAGAGGCGACUCAGUGCGCGCGCUCCCCAGUGGCUCCCCGCCCUCCCUCUUGAUCAUGUUGACAUAUUCACAGGACAGGCAGUAGUACCGAUGCGGCGCUGCGACGUUACAGUUUCCGACACCUUCUUUUUAUAACUCGGCUCUAUCCCCCAGCACUCGACCUGUGAAAACCACGCCUAUGCAGCAACACAAUUGGUCCGAAAGCGUCAAAGAGCCAAUCAAGAGGCCUCCGGCUCUCCGCAGCCCACAGCAGAGCCCGACCUUCUAGACCGCCGAGCAGACGCCCGGGGAAUUCUAGAGGCGGAGGAGGGUGGCGAGGAGCUCUCUCUGGCUUUCUCUGGCUCCCUCCCUCUCCUCGCGCUCCCUCUCCCACUCUGUCUCUCUCUCUCUCCUCUCUCUCUCUCUCUCUCUCUCUCCCUCUCCCUCUCUCUCUCCCUUCUUUUCAUUCCCCUCCUCCCCCCUAAAUCCUCCCUGCCCUGCGCGUCUGGACGCAGAUUUAGGAAGCGAAUUCGCUCACGUUUUAGGACAAGGAAGAGGCGCGGGAGAAGAGCACACCAAGAUUCGGAUUGAAACCCAGACACCAGGCUCGGAGCGGAGGAAGGAGGAGGAGGGCGAACGGAAGCCCGUUUGCAGUUCAAGUUUUGAUAGCGCUGGUAGAAGAGGGCUUCAAUCAGAGUUGUUUUUUUUUUUUUUUUUUUUAAAGGAGAGAGACUUUUUCUGCUCCCUCGCUCGCAGUUCAAGCCGGUCUAGCGCAACUGCAGACGCCUCCUGCGAGCCAAAGGGAGAGGCAGAGAGAUAGGGGGCGGGGGAAGAAGAAGGAGAAGAAAAGGUAAAAAGUCUCCUAGGAGAACCGUUCGCAUUUGCAACAAAGAACUGGGGGCUGGGGAGGGACUGCCGGGACCGAGGGCUGGCGUGUCUAUUUCGAGCCAAGCGGCAGGGCUCCGGCACGAGUCCAGACCCUGCUCGUUCCUCUCGCCUCGUAAACCGACUUCCAGGAGCGGCUUUUUGAAAACGCAAGACACAAGGACAGUCAUCCGAGCGACUAUGUCUCCUGAUUUCUCGCCUUGCCCUCUUUAAAAGCGGCAUUCCCCUCCCGAAAAGACACUUCCCCCUCCCCUCACUCUGAGGUGCUUUAGUUGUGAUCCCCCCCCCCUUUUUUUUUCCUUUCGCUUUUUUUUUUUCCCUCCAAACUAUGCGCUGCUGUUAAAAAACAAAAACAAAACAAAACAGCAGCUGCGGACUUGUCCCCGGCUGGAGCCCAGCGCCCCGCCUGGAGUGGAUGAGCCUCUCCAUGAGAGAUCCGGUCAUUCCUGGGACAAGCAUGGCCUACCAUCCGUUCCUACCUCACCGGGCGCCGGACUUCGCCAUGAGCGCGGUGCUGGGUCACCAGCCGCCCUUCUUCCCCGCGCUGACUCUGCCGCCCAACGGCGCGGCGGCGCUCUCGCUGCCCGGCGCCCUGGCCAAGCCGAUCAUGGAUCAAUUGGUGGGGGCGGCCGAGACCGGCAUCCCUUUCUCGUCCCUGGGGCCGCAGACACAUCUGAGGCCUCUGAAGACCAUGGAGCCGGAAGAAGAAGUGGAAGAUGACCCCAAGGUGCACCUCGAGGCCAAAGAACUUUGGGAUCAGUUCCACAAGCGGGGCACGGAGAUGGUCAUUACCAAGUCGGGAAGGCGAAUGUUUCCUCCAUUUAAAGUAAGGUGUUCAGGGCUGGAUAAAAAAGCCAAAUAUAUUUUGUUGAUGGACAUUAUCGCUGCAGAUGACUGUCGGUAUAAAUUUCACAAUUCUCGGUGGAUGGUGGCGGGAAAGGCUGACCCUGAAAUGCCAAAGAGAAUGUACAUUCACCCCGACAGCCCUGCUACGGGGGAACAGUGGAUGUCCAAAGUUGUCACUUUCCACAAACUGAAACUCACCAACAACAUUUCGGACAAACACGGAUUUACUAUACUGAACUCCAUGCAUAAAUACCAGCCCCGCUUCCACAUUGUGAGGGCCAAUGACAUCUUAAAACUUCCUUAUAGUACUUUUCGGACGUAUUUGUUCCCCGAAACCGAAUUCAUCGCUGUGACCGCAUACCAGAAUGAUAAGAUAACUCAGUUAAAAAUAGACAACAACCCUUUUGCAAAAGGUUUCCGGGACACUGGAAAUGGCAGGAGAGAAAAAAGAAAGCAGCUCACUCUGCAGUCCAUGAGGGUGUUCGAUGACAGACACAAAAAGGAGAAUGGCACCUCCGACGAGUCCUCGAGUGAGCAGGCUGCCUUCAGCUGCUUCGCCCAAUCCUCCUCUCCGGCCGUCUCCACCGUAGGGACAUCCAACCUCAAAGAUCUGUGUCCCAGCGAGGGUGAGAGCGAUGCCGAGGCCGAGAGCAAAGAGGAGCACGGCCCGGAGGCCUGCGACGCGGCCAAAAUAUCCACCACCACGUCGGAGGAUCCGUGCCGGGACAAGGGCAGCCCGGCGGUCAAGGCGCACCUCUUCGUGGCCGAGCCCGGCGGCCGGCCCCGGGACAGCGGGCGGCUGGACAAGGCGUCGCCUGACUCGCGCCACAGCCCGGCCACCAUCUCGUCCAGCACCCGCGGCCUGGGAGCCGAGGAGCGCCGGAGCCCGGGCCGCGAGGGCGCGGCCACUUCCAAGGCCGAGGAGGCGCGCGCGCUGCCGGGCAAGGAGGCCUUCGCGCCGCUCACCGUGCAGACGGACGCGGCCGCCGCGCACCUGGGCCAGGGCCCCCUGCCCGGCCUCGGCUUCGCCCCCGGCCUGGCCGGCCAGCAGUUCUUCAACGGGCACCCGCUCUUCCUGCACCCCGGCCAGUUCGCCAUGGGGGGUGCCUUCUCCAGCAUGGCCGCUGGCAUGGGGCCCCUGCUGGCCACUGUGUCCGGGGCCUCCACCGGCGUCUCGGGCCUGGAUUCUACGGCCAUGGCCUCGGCUGCCGCGGCGCAGGGACUGUCGGGGGCGUCCGCGGCCACCCUGCCCUUCCACCUCCAGCAGCAUGUCCUGGCCUCUCAGGGCCUGGCCAUGUCGCCUUUCGGAAGCCUGUUCCCUUACCCCUACACGUACAUGGCCGCGGCGGCGGCCGCCUCCUCGGCAGCGGCCUCCAGUUCCGUGCACCGCCACCCGUUCCUGAACCUGAACACCAUGCGCCCGCGUCUGCGCUACAGCCCCUACUCCAUCCCCGUGCCGGUGCCGGACAGCGGCAGCCUGCUCACCACCGCCCUGCCGUCCAUGGCCGCAGCCGCGGGGCCCCUCGACGGCAAGGCCGCCGCCCUGGCCGCCAGCCCGGCCUCGGUGGCCGUGGACUCGGGCUCGGAACUCAACAGCCGCUCCUCCACGCUCUCCUCCAGCUCCGUGUCCUUGUCGCCCAAACUCUGCCCGGAGAAGGAGGCGGCCACCAGCGAACUGCAGAACAUCCAGCGGCUGGUCAGCGGCUUGGAAGCCAAGCCCGACAGGUCCCGCAGCGCAUCCCCGUAAACCCCUCCCCAGAAAAGUCUCUUCAUUCCAGUCCAGUCCAGUCUGCAGUGCACUUUGUUGGAUGUCAAAUAAACCACGGGCGUGCAGCGAGGUCAGCCCUUCUUUGUGCAGCCCUGUCUGGGAAGGGGUGCCGGACUCCCUGGAGAGAAUGUGCUAGAAACAAGCCCUGUCUUCUUGGCGUGGUUUAUACAUCCGGGAUCUGGCUCAGAAACGUCGGUUGCACUGAGCUCUUGGGGGUGGGAGUUAAUGCCUUGGCGGCCGGGCCGGAGCACCUCCUUCGAGGCUGGUCUGGAAGCUGUGGGAAGAUCGAGGUAGCCAGGCCCCAGAAGGGGAGGGGUUGAAAAGCUCCCCCAUUGCAGAUUUAUAUAUAUAUUUUUUCCUUCACCGUGUCAAGUGGAAACACAAAUAAAAUUGAAAAAAAAAUA
Molecule: messenger RNA, 3901 nt
Organism: Balaenoptera ricei (Rice's whale)
Lineage: Eukaryota; Metazoa; Chordata; Mammalia; Artiodactyla; Balaenopteridae
Gene: TBX3
Product: T-box transcription factor 3
Exons: 7
Coding region: 1299-3476 (725 amino acids)
Biological process (GO): central nervous system development; cardiac chamber development; positive regulation of DNA-templated transcription
Cellular component (GO): nucleus
Molecular function (GO): RNA polymerase II cis-regulatory region sequence-specific DNA binding; DNA-binding transcription factor activity, RNA polymerase II-specific
Source: RefSeq, a predicted model, not a curated record